Messenger RNA from Clavispora lusitaniae ATCC 42720, 1341 nucleotides. RefSeq names its product Ytm1p (gene YTM1). Gene Ontology annotation, molecular function: protein binding. The record is from RefSeq and is a predicted model, not a curated record. Lineage: Eukaryota; Fungi; Ascomycota; Pichiomycetes; Serinales; Metschnikowiaceae. Gene Ontology annotation, cellular component: preribosome, large subunit precursor; PeBoW complex. Gene Ontology annotation, biological process: ribosome biogenesis; ribosomal large subunit biogenesis.
AUGUCCGACGCCCAGGUCAAAGUCCGUUUUUUCACGAAAGAAGAGGACGAAAGUCUCCAUGCGGCCGACGCGCCGUUGUUUGUGCCCGUUUCGUUGAAGCGCUACGGUUUGUCCGAAGUGGUCAACCACCUUUUGCCUCGAGAAGACCCAGUGCCGUUUGACUUUUUGAUUGACGGCGUGUUGUUGCGUCUGUCCAUCGACGAAUACUUGACCCGCCACGGCUUGUCUGCCGAAACGUUUUUGCACAUUGAGUACACGCGUGCUGUUCUUCCGCCUUCGUUUUUGGCUUCCUUCAACAACGAAGACUGGAUCUCGUCUGUCGACACUGUGGGCGCGGAAUUGCCGCCACAGAUCCUUGCCGGCUCCUACGACGGUGUUGUGCGGACUUACGACAUGUCGGGCCAAGUGGUGGCGCAGUACGUGGGCCAUCUGGCGCCGGUCAAGGCGGUCAAGUGGAUUUCUGCCCAGAGAAUGGUUUCGGGCGGCAACGACCACCAGGUGCGUUUGUGGAAGAGCAAAGAGGGCGCAGGGGCCGCGGAUUUGCAGCACGAGGCGCCUGAACCUGAACAGGCCGCAGGCCACACGCUCGCCAUUUUGGACGCCCACCGCGCGCCCGUCACCUCGCUCGCAGUUCAGGCGCGCGCCCAGCGCAUCUUGUCGGGCGGCAGCGACAAUGUGAUUGCCCUCUGGUCCACUGUGGCCAAGGACAUGAAGGCCACGGACCCUUACGCCGGCGGCAGCGGCGCUUCGUCCGCCACGAAAAAGAGAAGAAAGUUGGCGCAGCGUGACGCGGCCGUCCAGCACAGAGCACCGCUUUCCUUGUUAGAGGGCCAUGCCCAGCCGGUCGAAGGUGUUUUGUUCGAUGCCCACGACGCUACUGUCGCCUACUCUGUUUCGCAGGACCACACCGUCAAAACGUGGGACUUGGUCACUGCGCGCUGUGUCGAUACCAGAAGCACGGGCUACGCUCUUCUCUCGGUGGCACAGUUGCCAGAGGUCAAUCUUAUUGCGUCCGGCUCGUCGGCCCGCCACAUCAACUUGCACGAUCCCCGCACGCAGGUGGGCGCCACAGAAAACUCGGUGUCGAAGCUUGUGGGCCACACCAACUUCGUGGUGGAUUUGGCCACAUGCCCCACUAACGGCAACAUGUUUGCUUCUGCGUCGCAUGACGGCACCGUGAAAGUGUGGGACGUGCGUGCCGAGACGCCGUUGUACACUAUAACACGCGAGUCUGGCAAGAGCAAAGUGUUUGGCGUGGCGUGGAAUCCGCAGAUUGGCAUUGUCAGUGGUGGUGAGGACAAGAAGCUCCAGAUCAACAAGGGCAACGACAUUGCGAAGUAG